AUGGCGUCCUCUCACAUCCUCCUCCUUGCCGCGAUCCUCCUGGCCCUGGCUUCUGCCCAGGCAAGUGGCCAAAGCAUGCCGCCUUCACCGGCAACAGCCGCUCGUGGUGGCAAUUGCACGUUGAAUGGCGCAGUCACGCUUGGAGUGUGUCUUAAACUUCAACAGGGUAGGACAAGCACGGCCGACGAGAACCAGUGCUGCCAUCGGAUCCAGGGGAUGCAGACCGACUGUCUGUGCUUGGCCUUCCACCUGGGUAGUGGCCUUAUCGGCGGCAUUCCCGAUGGCGUCAAUUCCGUGCUCGGCGUCUGUGGCAUGGCCCGCAUCCCCAACUUGGUUUGCCUGGUGGCCUCUGGAACGGUCUGA
Molecule: messenger RNA, 363 nt
Organism: Triticum turgidum subsp. durum (durum wheat)
Lineage: Eukaryota; Viridiplantae; Streptophyta; Magnoliopsida; Poales; Poaceae
Source: the annotation of a GenBank genome assembly